This is a messenger RNA of Scatophagus argus, 6035 nucleotides long. RefSeq names its product URB2 ribosome biogenesis homolog (gene urb2). The transcript is spliced from 12 exons. Gene Ontology annotation, cellular component: nucleolus. The record is from RefSeq and is a predicted model, not a curated record. Gene Ontology annotation, biological process: ribosome biogenesis. Bases 254 to 5335 code for a protein of 1693 amino acids. Lineage: Eukaryota; Metazoa; Chordata; Actinopteri; Scatophagidae.
CUAAUAAGCUAAGUUGACAGGAGUGCAUGUUACUAUACUUAAACAAAUAGCUCUGAAAAUCAACGAUAGCUUGCUUGUGUGUAGACUAGAAGCAACCCUCAUUAUUAGCUUAGCUUGCUUUUAGCCCGAGGAUAUCAUGUAGCCAGUUGUGGUUAGCUUUAUAGCGUGUCAGUUCGUUAAAGCCGUGUAAGUGGGGAUCACGGAUCAGCUGCAAGUUACUACAGCCUGUGCUGCAGUAGCACAAACUACAGGAAUGGCUGCCAUCUACUCAGGCAUCCAUCUGAAACUGAAGAGUCCCCAGACUGCAUGGGAGGACAAGCUAAAACUGGCACGUUUUGCCUGGAUCUCCACUCAGUGCCUGCUGCCCAACAAAGAACAGGUGCUGCUGGACUGGUGCACCCACGCUCUGACAGGAUGGUACAAUCAGAAGGUGGAGUUUUCUCAAAAUGUUUUGGAAGGACUGUGGGGUUACCUGGACGAUUUGCUUCACAGCAGGAAGCUCCGCUCUCUUCUCAAACAGGGCAAAACCAUCAGCCUGAGGCUCAACAUGGCACAGCUGCUGCUUGAGCGUCUCCAGGAGUUUGCAUGUGUUGGCCCCAAGACACCAGUGUGUGUGACCACCAUACUGAGUGUGUGUCAGGGCCUCCUAUCUUCACCUGCACUCUCAUCUGUCUUCACCACCAAGUAUGAACUCAUGGUUGAUCUCCUGGCUAAGCUCUGCUCUCUAGCCUGCCAUGUGCUACAACAGCCUUUGCUUAAAGAACCCAUAAUGGCUGAAUCUGGCACAUGUCAAGAUGAGGUGAUGACUGAGUGUCUUCAGGUUCAGCCUAAAAGCAAUUUGGACAGUUCCCCAACUGAAAGUCUUCCAGAUCAGCCAGAAUUGGAUACUAAUAAGUCCCCUUCCAAGCCAAAGGAAAACCUCUGGUCAGCUAAUUUAUUUGAUGUAUUGCUUCAGGUGCUGUCAUGUUAUUUGUCAGUUCAGCGACAGCAAGCCAACCCUAACAGAGUCUUUACUAUGGUAACCAACCAGCUGGUCCAGCCGUUAGUACUGCUCAGACACCUGCUGACCUCUGGGGUAUUUGGACCUUCUCACACACAUCUGUGUCUCCGUCAGCAGCUGUGCAGAGACAUCCGCAUCAAGAUAGACUCCAUCCUUCAGUUGUCUCUCUUUCCCUCUGAGCACCUGAGCUCCUACAAGGAGGAGCUCCUUCCAUCAAAAGAGGACUCUGGAAAACGUGGUCCUGGAGGGGCAAAAGGCCCCUUGAAGCCAGUCACUGCCAUACUUUCCAAACUGAGUGCUCAGGGCUACUGUGAGCCGACCCUUCACUACACUGUUAAGUCGACCACAUUGUCUCUGCUGUUUAAGUUCUUCCUGGAAAGCUACGGAAAAGGGAGAGGAGAAAGUGAGGAAGCACACAAGAUGUUGUGUUUCUAUUUCCUCACCAGAUUGGUCCUGGCCUUGGAUGUAGGUCUUGAUGGGCACUCACCCCCACCUGCCAAAGAAGACCAGCCAGUCUCUGCGUUCCCGGGGCAGAAGUGUUCCCCAGAGAGCUGGAGCCUGGCUCUGCUGGCUGUGGAGUCCCUGCUAAACCAGGCUCUUUCCGCUGGUAUUUACAAUGUGGCAGCAGACAGGAUCAGACAUGGAGAGGUCCAACUUAACUUUUACAGGUCCCUUGGACAAAUGUUCUUCAACCAGGCCCAGCCAAGUAUCCCAGCAUGGUACCGUUGUUUAAAGGUUCUGUUGAGCCUCAACCAUCUGAUUCUUGAACCAGACCUGGACCAGAUAUCAUCUUCAGCCUGGGUUAAUUCUGAAUGCAUGGAAGCACGUGUGCAACGGGCCAGACAGCUUAUGGUGUGCAGUCUCCUCCAGACCUACACUAAGCUCCGUCAGCUGCCUCGCCUCUUCUCAGAGCUCCUGUCUGUGAUCUGUCAGCCAGCCCUGGAUCACAUCCGACCUCCUCUGCUGUCUGAGGGCAUCUCCACCUCACUCAGGACUUGUCUCCUGGACACUCCUCCUUCACAGGUCCUAGAGAUCUGCUCACUGGUGUUGGAUAGUAUCAGGAAGCAUAUACUACCUGAUCUGGUGAAAGAGGAUAGUGGGGCAGAGAAGAUGGAGAUUGAUGGUGGAGGGGGUGAUAAGGGGACAAAUAAAGUAAUAAAUGUGGAUCAAGAGAGAGAUGAUGCAUCUCUGAAGCUAUUUUCCCUCAGCCAGCUCCUUCAUGUUGUUUUGUUUAGUCUCAAGACUCUAGACAACGCCUCUCCUCUUCCAGUUGUCAGGCAGAGUCAGGGUGUGAUGGAGGAAACGCAACAUGUAGUCAAGGAGUUACUACAUGUGUUGUCAACCGAAAAGAUGACUUUAAAAACAAUAAGUUCCGUUCCAAGGACCCCAAGAAAAGGCAAAAAGAAUUUUGACCACAAAGAGCCAGAGAAGGCCUCUGAGUCUAAAAUUGGAGCACUGUGGAAAGAGAAGACCCAGGAGGCAACUCUCCUCCUCCAAUACACCUGGGUGGAAGUUGACACGCUCUUCUGUAUCCACUGUAGCAAAUACACACCUCUUGACUCAACCCACUCAGUAGCUGCAAGUGACACUGAAGGCAAUGCUCCAGUCCUAACCAGUAUAGAAAGUCUUGUAUCUGGUAAGAUUUUUCCAGCAUGUCUACAACCAUCCUGCACCCCACUGAGCUGUUUGCUGCUCAAACUGCUCACUUUGCAACAGAUGAAGAAAGUGUUGUUAGAUACCCUUUUGUUUUCUGAACCCACCACUGUGACACUACUAAACAGGGCAGCUCAGUUUAUUUUCGCUAAAUCAGAGUUUGAGCUGAGUCUGGAUGCGGAGCAGGUGUGGGAUGGACAGAUAGGGAGUGUAAACGCCAGCUCCUACUUGGUUGCACACUGGUACCUCGUCACGUCCAAUUUGCCUUUGAUUGCUCCCUACCUCAACGGAGAAGAUGUGGGCUCCAUAGCAGAUGCACUUGUCAGUUCGCUCCUGAACAGGCAAACAGAAGGAGAAAAGGACUGGCCACCAGGCUGUCUGACUGCCUCUCUCAUAUCUUCACAGCUGCUCCAAAGCCCCGUACUUGCUGAGUUGCCUUCACUGUUUUCUGCCACAGUUCAGUCCCUCACACAACGGAUCAUUGGUGUCCUCAAGGCAGCACGUGUACACAGAGUUUGUCAUACACUUGCGAAGUUUCAGGAGAAAGGAAUUGGAGGAAACUCUUUAAAGAGAGAUGCCAGCCGGCCUUUGUACACCCUUGUGGAAAAAGAGACCAUAGCUGAGGAUAUUUUGGCAUCCUCAAAGACUGGAGAGAUGGUUGUACUGAUGACUGACGCACAGAGAAAGGAACUGCUAAACUUACUCCAAAUCGUAACACAGUUAAACCCAGAUGCGAUGAACUCAGAGGAUCUCUCCUCUGUUUUCCUCCUCCUCCUCUUCAUGCUCACUUCCACAUCGAGUCAGUUGGACCAGAUGGCUGGGGACCCUCCUGAAUCUGGACAGGAUGCCAUAUUUUUGGUAGAGCUGCUCAGGAUUCUCACUUUUCUGCUAGAGGGUAGAAACUUUCAAAGUGUUUUGAAGUUCAUCCAUGGCGGAACUCUGCUGCAGGCUGCCGUGUCUUCUCUCCUCUGGCAUAGUGACAAAGGAAGAUUUCAAGACACAUGCGGCCCUGAUUGGCUGGAUUUAAUCAAAGCAGUACAGGUCUUCAUUGGAUGCUUGGUCCAGUUGGUUAUAAUCAGAAACAGCAGCGUUCGACUCAACCUGGACCAGUUUGCCUCUUAUCUUACCAAUAAGGAAAUAGCGAGCAGACAAACUGCAGCAACCAGUUCAGCAGCCGUGUCAGGAAAAGGAGAUCCAGGAGCCUCCAUUUUGUCUGUUCAUCUACUGCUGGCAUCGCUGACCUCUUUCUCCCAGGCAAUGUCCUCUAACCUGGGAAGGAGUAAACCAAUGGAUCAAACUCUGACCCAAAUGCUCACAAGAACGACUGCUUCACUGGGGCCAGCUGUUGAGUCCCUACUGAAGCCAAAGGCUGUCAGUCAGUCAGGCGCCCAUCCAGCCAGCAUCCUCGGCCAAGCCUUUGUAGUAGAAGUUGUCACAAACAUGUUGCGCUGUGAACUUGCCUCACUGUCAGUGGAAGAAGAGAACAAGCAGAAUGACAUCAAACUGUAUCAUAUGACCCUCUAUCAGGGCUUCUGCCAGCAGAUCCUCAAAGAAGUAACUUCUGCCCAAAGGCCCAUGGACUUCCUGGUUUCCUCUCUCCAUUUCCUGUCUGCUUUCUACAAAGCAGUGAAGAAGAUGGGAGGGGAGACGGAGGAGGAGCAGUCAGAGGAGAUGAAGGAAAAGGCGUUGGAUGAGUUGUACAUGCAGAUACUGCAGAAUGUGCACAGACUGCUGACAGCAUCUUGGCUGUCUUCAAAUGAUGUCGGUGAGCUCGAGCCAGUUGUGCAGGAGCUGUUGCGCCACCUGGUGGAGAACAGUUCUUCAGGUCAAUUCAACCUGCUGCUGAUGAUGAUCAGAGAGGGACUGGAUACUAGCCAGCUGAGGGCAGGAAACCACAGGGAAGCGCUAUCUGCAGUAAUCAUCGUUAAGCUGCUGUCCUGUUGUCAGUUACCUGAGCCCUGCUCUAAAGCUCUGUGGCUCUUUGCGCCACAGAUUAUAUCUGCUAUGGUGUUCUUGGUACGAUCAUCCAGCCAGGACGUCUCCCUCACCCUCCCCUUUAUCAUUCCCACGGUGAUGUCAGUGACAUCACUGCUGCGCCAGGGGGAGGGGCUCAUCACAAACCCUCACCAUGUGAACUUGGUCCUUGGAGCGCUCCAGUCUGUGCCGCUCGACCACUUGACCCCACCCGUCUACCAAUCAGCAUUCCUGGCUGUUCAUGAGGCGUUGUUUGCCAUCGUCCAGUGUCAUCCCCAGGUGAUGUUGAAAGCAGCCCCCUCAUUCUUAAACGUCUUCCAUCGUCUGGUGGCAUCCAUCAUGCAGGAAGGUCGGCAGAAGGGAGAUGGCGACACAGGUCCAGGCAGUGAUGUUUAUCUCCAGUGCUCCAGACUGAUAGAGAGGAUGUACUCGCACAUUGCUGCUACAGCUGAGAGCUUCACCACCCUCUCGGCAUUCAUGGUGGCUCAGUAUGUUACAGAGUUGCAGAAGGUUACUCUGCGGCCAGACAUUAAGCUGCACUUAACAGAGGGGAUCUAUCUGAUUCUGGACCUGUGUAUGGAGCAAGAUAUCAAGUUUCUGACGAGCGGGCUACAGACGGGAGUCAGAGAGGUGUUCAAUGAGCUGUACGGCAGCUACACCCACUACCACAAAGCACAGAGGCAAGGAGAAGACAAGUACACAGUUUGACCUGUCUCAAGAGGCAACGUCAACCUGUGCUUUAGUUUUCAGUUUAAUUCAGUUUGACUGAGUUUUAAAGAUUGUUUUUAUGUCAUUUCUGCCUUUGAAUGUGAUUUCAGACAUUGGCUUUGGAUAUCAUAUAAUGUAUGCUGAUUGUAAACACAGUUGUCACUGAGGAAGCUCAGAGGAUUUUUUUCUCCUCAGACACAGUUUUUGUUCAAAAUAAGAACCUGGACGAGUUUUACUGCUUUGAAUUCUGAACCUAAACACAAUGCAAUAAUCAAAAUGCAGAUUCUCUAAGGGAAACAGCUGCACUGCAGCAAGCCAUCUUACCUUUUUAAAUAUUUAAGUAUGUGGAUCAAGCUUGAAAUAGGCAAGAGGCAUACAAGGAUUGCUCCAAAAUGGCCUGAGGUGUGUUAUGAUCAGACAAACAGGCAUUUGCAAUUACAAAAGAGUUGAGAAAUACAAAGCUACAUGGCUCUCUUUGGUUUCGCCUUGUACUGUAAAUAUACAGCUUCACUCGCUCACUGCAUCCUAAUGAUGUGUAAAAUGUAUAUUUUUAUUUUAAACUAACUGAUUUCACUGAGAUAUGGUCAUGAAUUCACCAAACUGGUGAAGAAAAUAAGGAUGUUUGUGUCAAUUACCUUUUCUAUAUUUCUGUAUUGUUCUUUUUACCAAAAGGUAACAGAUAAAUUUAAAUACAAACCAA